AUGUCUUGGAAGCAAUCUAUUAGAGUAAUUGCUGAUUUCGGAACAACUGCAUCUGGUUUCACCUAUUCCCAUAUUUCAAAUGAUGAACUAUAUACUAAUGAUAAGUGGCCUGGAGAAAUUGGCCAACUGAAAACCUGUACAGUUUUACAAUAUGAUGAAAAGUAUGAAAAGGUUGAAUCGUGGGGUUAUUCUGCUUUAGCGAAACGUCAUAAUCGUAAAAGAGCAAGAAACGUUAAUCAAAGACCUGUAGAAUUAUUUAAAUUGCAUUUAGGCGAAAAUUUAUUGAAAAAACCAGCUCUUAAAGUUGAUUAUAAGAAGGCCAUCACAGAUUAUUUAACAGAAAUUGGAAAGCUAAUGCAAGAAAAAAUCACAAGUCGUUGGCCUAACGUAAACUAUAAAAAAGAUGUAUUGCACAUUGUGACUGUUCCAGCAGAAUAUAGUGAACAAUCUAAGGCUAUUAUGAGAGAGUGUAUUUAUCAAGCGGGCUUGUUAGAAGAUUUAGAUACUAUCAGAUUACAAUUCACUACAGAACCCGAAGUAGCUGCAAUUUAUUCAACAUUCAUGAUUGUUGAUUGUGGUGGCGGCACAGUGGAUUUGACCACUAGAAAGUUACAUAGUGAAGAUCAAUUGGGUGAAAUCACUGAACGUUCAGAAUAUAUUUGUAAAAACUUUGGUAAUAAUACAAUCAAUUUAUUGAAGGAAAAACACUACGGGCAACUUCAAUAUUUGGUUCAAACAUUUUGUAGACAUGUUAAACUUCCAUUUACCGGUCAAGAAUUAGACUUUCAUUACGAGUUAGAUGUUGAAGAAGUUUGCCCAAUUUUAAAACAAUAUGCGUCAGGUUCAGUAAAAGAUGAGCUUGAAGAGAAUGAAUGGAUAAUCGAUUUAGACUAUGAUACAAUUAAAUCAUUUUUUGAUCCAAUAAUCGAUAGGAUUAUCUCAAUGAUACAAUCACAACUUAUUACUUCAAAAGAAAAAUGUUUGGCAAUGUUCUUGGUUGGAGGAUUUAGUCAAUCAAAAUAUUUACAAUCUAGGAUUAAGCAAGAAUUCUCCACUAAAGUUGGAUUUAUUUCAGUGCCAAGUAACCCGGUUGCAGCAGUAGUUAAAGGAGCUUGUUUAUAUGGCAUCAGCAUGGUCACAAGUGAUGAGGAUAAGCUAGAAGGUUUGAAAUUUGUGGUUAAAAGUAGAAGAUUGAAAUAUACAUAUGGUAUAAAGGUGUUUUAUGAAUGGAAAAAAGGAGAUCCUAUAGAAAGAAAAGACUCGUCAAAUUCAAUAUCGAAAUUCUAUAAAUUGGCUGAAAGAAACACUGAAGUUAAAAUUGAUCAAGAAUUUUCCAUGACAUUUUAUCCUAGACAUGCCACCCAAACACACAUCAGUUUUCUAAUAUUUACAACGACACAACAUAAUAUUGAAUAUUGUGAUGAUCCAAGUGCCAAAUUAUUGGGUAAACUAAACAUAAGUUUACCUUAUGAUAAUUUGGGCAAAGAUAGGCCAGUUUCUUUUUCACUUAGAUUUGCCGCAAUGGAAAUUAUCGCAAAAGCAAAAAACUUGACCAAUUCACAAAACUAUUCAACAACCUUUGAGUUGAAUUUCGAUUGA
Messenger RNA from Entrophospora sp. SA101, 1599 nucleotides. The record is from the annotation of a GenBank genome assembly. NCBI's taxonomy places the organism in Eukaryota, Fungi, Glomeromycota, Glomeromycetes, Entrophosporales, Entrophosporaceae.